Molecule: messenger RNA, 2609 nt
Organism: Pseudoliparis swirei
Lineage: Eukaryota; Metazoa; Chordata; Actinopteri; Perciformes; Liparidae
Exons: 5
Coding region: 110-1192 (360 amino acids)
Cellular component (GO): plasma membrane
Source: RefSeq, a predicted model, not a curated record
GACCUGACAACAAACUAGAGGGGGGAAACAAGAGGACGCUGUGAUUCCCUCCACCCUCGUCCCUCUUGCAGAGCUCUUCGUCUUCUUUGUCACCUGCCCCCCCCCCCCCAUGUCUCCCAAAGUGAGACCCGCCGCUCGGGGCGCAGGCCGCCUCCUCUGGGUGCUCCUGUGGCCCCUGCUCUGGGCUCUGGUGCCAGCCGGGGGCUCCACGCUGAGUCCCGGGGACUCGCAGAGCAACGCCGCCACGUCGGCGCCGGAGGACUGGACCGGCACGGCGAUCCGGCUGCAGCCAGACCUGCAGGCCGAGACCCAGGGGCCGACGGGGGUUCUGCCAACUCACAGCACCACCAGAAACUAUACAGGUCUGUCCUGUAUCCCCGUCCUGCCGCCACGCCGGGGUUCCUUCUACGUGGAGAGCGGUACGGGCGUCUCGAUCGGCAGCGCGUUGGCCUUCUGGUGCAGGGAGGGGUACCAGCUGGUCGGCAGCGACAAGAUCUACUGCGAUGUCCGCAACGGCAAAUCCCAGUGGAGCAACUACCUGCCGGUCUGCGAAGCGAUCCCCAGACCUGAGGACCGCGGUCUGAGAGUGGCUGUGUUGGCUUCAGUGGUGAGUGGCAUCGUCAUCCUCGCCAUGUCCCUGUCCUUCCUCAUCUGCUGCGUGCAGGAACGAUCCAGUCGGCACCGAGCCAAGAAAGACGGACGCAGCAGGCGCCGAGACAAGCGCUCGUCCCGUCGCGGCGAGUGUUGGCUGGAGAGAGAAGAGGGCGAGUGGGAAGCUUUCCCUCCUCCCAAGAUCUUCCAUCUCUCCCAGAGGAUGAACCCCCGCCUGGCUCCAGACAGCCCGCUCUACCUCACCGGGGGGCUCGGUGGAUUUGAGAACAGAGGAUACCAGAGGAGUCAGGAGAGUUUGCUGAAGGCCUCCCUGCCCGGACUCUACCGCUCCGAGUCUCAGCUUUACCCGCACGUCGUCCUGCAGAGGGCGGCGACUCCGACGGCGCCCUCCGCCCCGCUCUACCUCCACCCGCCCUCUUCCGCCUCCUCGCCCGCCCCCCCGACCCAGGGUCGGCCUCACGUCGUGGCGCAGCACCCCGCGCCGGCGUACCCGCCCCACCCCAACGCGCCGGUUCCCGCGUACCACACGACACCGGCGCCCAUCUACCCCAACCCGACGCCCCAGCGGCCGUGGCAGUAGCCACGCCGUCCACUUUCCACAGUUACGCGGCGUUGAAGCCGCCGGGGGGACAGCUUCACGUCCCUGUUUCCUCCCAGUUCUGCAAAUGCAAAGCAAAGAGAUGCCAGUGGAGAAGUUCCUCUGUUUCUGCACGCUUGCUGAACUCCUCCGGUAUUUCGGACGUAGCAGGAACUGAACAUUCUUGUCCUUAAUUCUUGCCGAGCUGCUGCUGCUGCUGCGCUCCCUUUAAGAGCAGUUCUGUGGAGGAAGUCGAGCUUUCUUUUAGCCGUCGGGAAUUAGAAGAGAGCUUUGGGUAGCCGGUCAACAAGAGAACACUGGAAGUUUUACUUUCAGGAGAACUUAUGCAGUUUAACCGUUGACAUUUAUGAAGGAUGUGAUGACUCUUAAAGGACUUGGACGAUGGUCGCCAAUGUUUAGGCAGCUCAAAUCUAUUAAUUGGUUAUUUCUAAGAAAAGGAUCCCUAUCAGCCUUCCUGAAGUCCACAUCGUCUACUCUCGACAGAUACAUAUAUAUAUAUAUAUAUACAUAUGAAAUGUGACUGGUAUUUCCUCCCCCAGGGAAGAGAGAACAGAUGACGAUGGCUUUAUGGGUAGAAAACACACCGCAAAAAGCAGAAGAAAACCUCAGUUUCUAUGGAUUUAAAGACACAUGUGAUCGUUUUCAAUUGACACUGCUCACCUGAAUCUUUAUCGACAUGUCAAUCCAGCAACUCAUUCUGUCACAGGUGAUGUUUUUUUUGUUUAGGUCAUUCAGCGGCCAUGGUGGAUUUAGGAUCAUGGAGAAUAGGACUAGUGCACAUGACUGGAAAACUGAGCCGGGUCCAAUAAUAACUGCAAAUAAUUGAAGCAACUUGACUUUAAUUAAAGUCUUACAGGGAGGUUCGGAUCGUAAGUUGAAAAUAAAACACAAUGAUACAGCAGCACUGUGAGGCUGCUGACCUUGAUGCACCACACACACAGAGGUGCGCUGACAUGUGGAGUUUGAGCAGCGAGAUGGAGAAACAUCUGGACCUCGAUGACCUCUGACCUCCGAUUGGCGUGACUUCUCAAAACGUCAUCUGCAGCUUUUACAGCUAAUGUGGAUAUUAUUGCUUCGAAUUUAAUUUGUUAUCUUUAAAUGAAUAAUUAGCGGUUAUCAUUCCCAUGGUCUAUACUCUACUGUAUGUAAUUACAAUGCAUUUUAAUCAUAAACUCUUUGAAGAGCCCCUUUAUGGUUGCGUUAGUAAUUUCCCCCUCCAACUGUGAGUUGUUUUAUUAUAGAAUACUCGAGUAGACACACUAACAAAUCUGCACUUUACACUUUUUGAAGGGGGAAUUUUAAACCUUUACUGUAAUCUAAUUGUUGUAUUAUAAUAAUAAUAUGAAUAAUAAUACUGCCAUUAAGCUGAAUAAAGAGACUUUUGUGUAGUUGAACAGUU